GUGAUGAUGGCAAAGGAGUAAAAAGAGGAGGGGAGGUUGGAAAAGAAGGUCGUUUCUGCCGAUGCCCACGCUAAACUCCUUCAAGAGCUUCCCCACGUUGGCUGGGCAUCUCAUCCACCCAUCCCUCAUCCUUGUUCAAGCUACGUCUCCAGAUCCGCAUCAAUUGCAUUCGUUCACGCCUUUGAACCAAUUGAGCCAAUUAAUAGCCGCCAUCACCCAGGAACAAGGAUUUCUGUCCUGUCAAAUCCGUCAUCCGAAUUCCAACGUGUCCAAAACCCCAUCAAAAGGCACGUCGAAUUCUCCAAACCUCGAACCGCUCUUCUUCCCCUCUUUUGUCCACCUCAACUCACAACACAACAGACCACUUCCUCAAUACACAAUGCGUCUCCUUACUCUCGCCGCUUUGGCCACAGUCGCCACCAGCGUCUUUGCCGCCGAGGUCGAAAUCGAAGUUACCCGUGCCGUUGAGUGCGACCGAAAGACCAAGCGUGGUGACAAGAUCUCCGUACACUACAAGGGCACAUUACAGUCUGAUGGAUCGGAAUUCGAUGCCAGCUACAAGCGGGGCCAGCCUUUGAGCUUCACCGUGGGUCAGGGACAGGUUAUCAAGGGAUGGGAUGACAACCUCUUGGAUAUGUGCAUCGGCGAGAAGCGCACACUCACAAUCCCACCCGAGUUUGGCUACGGAAGCAGAAACAUGGGACCUAUUCCCGCAGAUAGCACACUGAUCUUCGAGACCGAAUUGAUGGGCAUUGAUGGCGUCGAGGCACCUGCGAGCAUCGUGGAGAAGAAGGUCGAGAAGGCCAAGGAGACGGCAGAGAGUGUCGUGGACAGCGCUACUGAAGGUGUGAAGGAAGCUAUCAAGAGCAAGGUAGCUGAUGCUGCUGAGGCUGUUAAGGUCGUCGUUGCUGACACUGAUGGUGACGGCCAGGAGCACAACGAGCUAUGAAUUUAGUUGUUGAGCAGUAUGGGUUAUGAGGACAGGGGUGGAUGUCGGGUAUGAUAUGGCAUGAUACUCUGGGUCAGUCACAUACUAGGGUAAAGCUGGAUGGCUUUUUGGGUGUGGAGAUCCGUACAU
Cadophora gregata is the source of this 1078-nucleotide messenger RNA. Its product is annotated as Peptidyl-prolyl cis-trans isomerase fpr2. The transcript has 3 exons. Gene Ontology annotation, molecular function: peptidyl-prolyl cis-trans isomerase activity. The record is from RefSeq and is a predicted model, not a curated record. Gene Ontology annotation, biological process: protein peptidyl-prolyl isomerization. The coding region runs from base 62 to 949 and encodes 295 amino acids. NCBI's taxonomy places the organism in Eukaryota, Fungi, Ascomycota, Leotiomycetes, Helotiales, Ploettnerulaceae.